Molecule: messenger RNA, 785 nt
Organism: Exophiala viscosa
Lineage: Eukaryota; Fungi; Ascomycota; Eurotiomycetes; Chaetothyriales; Herpotrichiellaceae
Product: cytidine deaminase
Exons: 3
Coding region: 95-559 (154 amino acids)
Cellular component (GO): cytosol
Molecular function (GO): zinc ion binding; cytidine deaminase activity
Source: RefSeq, a predicted model, not a curated record
CAUGAAGACUUGGCAAGGCUGAAGGACUUAACAUGACACAAACCUAUCGCCAUAACCUGUAGAUAUACUCAAUACCUGUGAUCUAUACCCAGAAAUGGCAAAUCCAGAAAGCCUAACGCCCUUGUCGAAAGAUGAGCUUCAAGAGCUGGCAGAGCGCGCAAUCUCAGCCAAGGAAUAUGCAUACUGUCCAUACUCCAACUUCCGCGUCGGAGCAUGUGUUCUGUUAUCAACCGGCGCAUAUCAUACAGGCUCAAAUGUCGAGGUAGCUGCUACACCAGUCGGUAUCUGCGCAGAACGAUGUGCCAUUGCACCCAUCGUCGCCUCGAUCAAACGUCCGGAUAUGCCCGUCAUGCGCGCUCUCGCGGUGAGCACCGAUAUUGAUCCGCCUGCUAGCCCCUGCGGGAUGUGCAGACAAUUCAUCAACGAGUUCGCAACCUCGCGGGAUUUACCCAUUUACAUGUACGGCAAGGACGGGUUGAGUGGGAACGUGGUCAAGAUGACGAUCGGAGAGUUGCUGCCUAUGAGCUUUGGACCGAAUGACUUGAAGCGGAAUGAGUAGGAACGACUUUGAUUACAGCGUGCUUGACGCCACGUCUUGAUGCUCAGAAGACAACCACUAGUUAUUCAUGACCAUCAAAUGUCAUGCCGAUCAAGCUAUCCUCCAGGUCUGCUUUCUCGUCGGGUGUGAGAUGAUCGGACUCGAGUUCAUUCAUCAAGUCGUUGUCCAGCCUGUUCAUCACCUAGAAAACAUCAUCUGGCUCGACCUUGAAACUCUCGCCAUUCUC